AUCACAAUAGAGUGUUUUGACAGCAAACUUAAUGAAUACACACAAUUUCUUGGAAAAUCAUAUUAAAACGCUGUAAAAAGCAAUAAACUAAACAUUUCUUUAAACAAUAUGCAUUGAAGUAAACGUGAGGAAUUGACGGCCAAGAAUAUCGAGAAUAUAAAAAUAUCAAGAUUUGUAAAAACAGACACAAAAACAAUGGAUGGUUACAUGAAAGAAGUCUUACGUGUUGCCGUGGCCCAAAUUUGCCAAACCAUUGGAUACAAUGCUACACAAACAGCUCCGCUUGAAUUACUGCAAGAUGUACUGGACAAGUUCCUUAAGGAAUUCACCCGUGAUCUUAGACGACAAGUGGAACACUACAAUCGCACAGAAGCCAACUUAGACGAUGUGACAUUGACAUUGAACAGCAUCAAUGUGAAUGUAAGUGAACUACUGGACUAUAUUAAUAAUGUGGAGCCGGUACCAUUCGCAAUGGAAAUGCCAAAAUUUCCGGCACGUAAAAAUUCGUGUUUGAACUUUUUAAAACCUGGUAGUAAGGAGGUAUUGACAAGGCCGGUACAUGUACAUGACCACCUGCCGCCUAUGUUGCCUGCCGAAAUAUCACAACCCAGUGAUACGGCACCACAGCCAUCCACCUCCUCCAAUUCGAAUGGUGGACCAAGUGGUGUGGAUAUAAAACCCAACCCAGACAAUUUAAAUGUUGGAGAUCAAAAUAAUGCAAAUGAGAAUAAUGUUAGUCCAGGACUGGCGAAUCCAGCACAAAAUGUUAAUAAAUCUACACUACAAUCAUUGUUUAAAAGCAACUCCAAUUUUGAGGACAGCGAUAGACCCAGUACCCGGGAGGUGAGCAGUGUGGUUAUGACAACUGGUGGCUAUAUAUCACCGGCUGUAGAGGGCAAAAUGCCAGAAGCUAUUGUACCCGAUAUAAUAGAUAAGUUAAUGGGUUUAGAUGAACCCCCUCCGCCCACACCACCGCCACCACCACGAGUUCCAACACCAGCACCUGUUGCAUCAAGGCCAGCCUCACGCUCGGCCAAUUCAACCCCCAUACCGCUUACAGAUCCAGUAAAAUCAGAAGAUAGAGAAAAGGAAAAAAUUUUGCCCUCAGCCAGUAAAGAAUCAAAGAAAUCUUUAGAAUUCAAUGCCAAUCAUCCACGUAAGACCGAUCCAAAUGAUUUGAUGGUGAUGGGAGGUAAAAAAGACCGUGUAAUAAAUCCCAUGACAAUGCCACCAAAUCUAUCGCCGACCAAGGCAGCCAAGAUGAGUAAAAAGAAACAACAAAUGGCCAUGGCCAUGGCCCACAAUCCUGCUCUGCAUCAUCUAAAUCCCAAUAACUAUGCAAAUAUGCUGCUGAAAAAGGCCAAGAAACAAAAACCGGGACUCAUGCAAACGCACCCUCAGGCCCAAAUGGAUAAGCAUGGCACCGAAAAGAACAGCAAAUUAGAUCCAGCUGAAAAAACCCAACGCAAGUACAUUAAAAUGCUCCAAAAAAUGGCAAAGCAAGGCAAAAUACCUGUGGAACUACUCAACAACAUAAUGAUCACCGACAAAAAAACCAAAAUUUUAAACCCACACAUUUUGCCAAUGUUACCGCCAGGUCCGGAAAGAAUGCAAUUGGAGAAAUUGCUAAAGAAACAUGUUAAGCAACGACAGAAACAAAUGAAACAACAAAUGAUGCAAGAAGCUCAGAAACUGAAGAAGAGUUCAAUGUCACAGCAACCGCCACCAUUGGUGCCACUGUUCGCACCACAACCAACGGCAGCGGCGGCAGGAAAAGAAAUGGGGACUGCAGCAUUAAAUCUAAUGGAAGGCGAACAAAAACAUAAAAUUCCUGCUGAGCCAAAGAAUGAGCCGACAAAUCUUUCACCAACGAAACAGCCAUUCUUGAUGACCCCAACUACGGCGGGAGUAACGAGUGGUGGCGCACAAUUACAACAUUUAAGUCCAGUACCACCUCCAACAAAGUUACCCGAUGGCAGUGUUCCUAAAACUUCAAAAUCUUCCCUUAUUCCGGUUGAGGGUACAGCUACAGUUGAUUUAGAACAUGUCGGAGAUUCGCUUGCACCGCCUCAAUUGACCCUCGAUGGCAAGGAAUUGAAACUUUCCAAUGAACCAGAUCGCAGCAAAUUGAAUAUUUUUAAGAAAAUAUCAAAACAAAAGACCCCAAAAUCUUCAUCACCAACCCCGCUACGUUUACCCAGUGGUAUGACAGAUUCGCCAAUUAUAAAUUUACCAGCUGGCACAGCUAUAACCCCUGCUCCUGGACCAUCAUCGUCAAAUGUUGGCCGUAAUCUCUUCCCUCCUCUACCCAAUGAAGCAACAGAUAUUAUCAACCUAGAUGACGAUCCUGUUCCACUAAAUGUGCAGCCCAAAUCUCUGCAGGCCCCAGCAGGUGCCACAGAUUUGACAACACCCAUGCAAAGGGUAUUUGGCGAGAAACCCUUAGGAACUACAACAACCCAACCACCGCCACAACUUCCAACCGGUACAACCGGUGCCGCUCCAGUACCUGGCGAGGAUUUGGCAAAUAAGCCCAAGAAAAGAGGCCGCAAACCGGGUAGCAAAAAUAGCCCAAAGAUUCCCGGCCAAUUGCCGGCUAGUCUGCUGAAGAAAAGUAAGAAAAUGAAAAUGGAUCCGAAACUUUUUAAUCCACAAAUGCCGUUACCGCCGGACUUGGCCAAUGCCCUGGCGGUGGGGGCUGGCAAUUUGCCAUAUGACAGCAUGGCUGCCCAGCUGUUUGCCAACACUGCUAUGAAUCCCAUGGAAUGGGCUCAAAAUAAACAACUACAACAACAAAUGAUGAUUAUGGCCGCAGCCAAGGAACGCAAGGAGCAGAGGAAGAAAAAUAAAAUGCUAAAACAAGAUUUAAUGGCAACAGCGAUGCCCUCUUCCGCCAGCACAUCUGGAUCUGGAGGUGCUGUACCGACCAGCGAGGAAAUACAAAACAUAAAUAAAAAGCUAAUGAGAAUGGAUACGGUACUUAAACCGGCACCCAUGCCAACGGGCCAGCCGACCAAUGAUCUGUCCGUGGAGACCAGUCUAAUCACCGGCAAGAAAUUGCCAUCACCUUCAUUGUUUCCCAACGCCUCGGCUGCACCUAACACUAACACAUCACCCUUGAAAUCCCCCGGAGCUGCAGCGGCCGCCUCCAAACGUUUAAUGCAGGGUAUGGAGGCAAUGGCGGCAGCAGCAGCGGCUGGAAUGGGACAGCCAUUUAUGUUACCAAAUCGUCCAGCAUUUCCCAAUUUGCCCACGAACAUGUUGUCCAUGUUGCCGUUUCCAUUCACAGCCCGCCCUGGUCUUAUACCCAGUGGGAUUUUUCCUACCCCCGGUCUGGGAACAUUUCCAAACAAUCCCAAAAAUCCUCUUAUACCGGGUAUGUUUCCAUUUCCGAAUUUAAAGCAGUCUUCUACGUCAACGGCUUCUACUUCAUCGGCCGCUGGUGACACCGGCAGCCAGGGAAGUGAAGAUCUUUCUAUGGCUAAAAAGAAGUCUUCAGAAAGAAGUUAUUGCAAUGUGGCACCUCUGGUGCCGGCUUUUCUGAUCAAAGACUCUCCGGAGAGUUCAAAAACUUCCACCUCCGAACAGGCCCAUGGUCAUGGCGGCCAUGACAAUGAGUUGCCCAAGACGCCAAAACCUCGAAAUUCCUCCUCCAUAAGUUCAGCGGCUGCUGGUCAUGACCAUUUAUUGAAAAAGGCCACCGAUCCGCAUACACCUGAUAGUAUGACCAGUGGCGUUGGUAGUGCCAAAUCCAUUCCCAAUACGCCGGGAGGCGGAAUGUCUUUGUCUAGCUUCGAGCAGUUAAUGAAAAAGAACGAGAGUCCCAUUGAUAUGGUUACAAUGAAUAAGGGCAACAAGUCAAGACUCAGCAACAGCGUCGUGCCUCCAAUGCAGGAUGCAUGUUUGGACUUUUCCAUGAAUAAAAAACACACACCUCCAGGACUGGGUGGAACAAAGAAACAGCCGCCCAUUACAUUGAAUAACGAACCCAUUGAAGUGUCUGAUGAUUCGGAUGAAACAAGUCAGCCACCACCAACUGUACCAGCACCGCAACUUCCGGUUUCUGUUCCAAAGCCCAAUCUUCAACACCAGCCAAUGCCAGUAUCAUCCACGCCCACCUCAGCCCCAACCCACUUUAGUAUGGACGAAAUGUUUGUACCAAAUACAGCCAGCUCAAAACUGCCCUCAUUUAGCCGCAUUGGAGCUGGUGCAGUUCUCCAUCAUCCCGAUUCCGACCUAAGCACCAAGGAAUUGAAAAAAUUGAAAAAGCAAGUCAAGAAAACCUCUCUAAGCAUUACCAAUAGCCUAAUAAAUCCCGAGCCUAAGACUGAGGGUGUUAGCAAACUGGCCGGUGGUGCCGAUUUAAUACCCCUAUCCUCCACUGGCAUGGCCUAUUCAUCGAAAAAUAUACCCUUCACCAGUUUAACAGCCAAUGCCAAUCCCACAUUUAACACCACGCACAAUAAGCCGGGUGAUUUCAAUGCAACGACUACAGAUUCUGCUCCCACUCAACAACCAAGUACCAGCAGUUCUUCACUGUACGAAAAUGUAACCAUAACUGCAGCCAUUCCAUCGUCGGCCACCAGUAACCCGACAUCUCAGUCUCCCCCCUCCUCCAGUGCAAAUUUAUUUGACAUUCAUAAGAAGCGCAAGGAACACAAAAAGAUUAAAAAAGAACUGAAAGAGGGUAAAAUCAAAAAGAAAAAAGACAAGAAGGAUAAAUCGAAAAGUAAGGAAAAAGCUGAAAAAUAUCUACAAACAUCACCGAGCAAAGAGCGACUGGAGAGCGUAAUGGGUGUGGGUGGUAGUUCAGUAACUGGUGGUGGGAACCCCAUCAAAGAGAAGGAUUUGCUAAAGAAACUAAAAAAGGAAAAGAAAAAGGAAAAAAUUCGCAAUUCUACAGCCUUGGACGAUCCACCACCGGCAAUGGCAGCUUCCCAAACACCCACAACAGUAUUGGGGGAUAAUGAAAGAAAACCCAAAACAUCAACUUCGUCGUCAUCGUCAGUUAACCCAACAGCAAUCAAUGAUGUGGAGUCACCGGCACCCACGGUCGCUAGUGCAACAACUCCAGUUUCUUCUGCUAUACCCAAAUUGACGCUUAAGCUGGGAAAUACUCAAUCACCUACACCACUAGAUGAUAUGCAUAAGAAUCCCAAUAGUUCUACAGCGACAGCAUCAGCAACAGCCUCUGCCCCAGUGGCGCCCAAGUCACCUCCUCGGGAACCAGCACGAGAACCCUCACCCGAAUUGGCUAGAAUAUCUCCGCUGGUAACAAGGCCACCCAAACACAAAGUAAAUCCGGAUCCAACAGUUUCAAGCAACAGCGCCGGCAACACCAGCGCCUUGGAUAGUUUUGGUGAUUUAAAUAAAUCCAAUACAUCUUCCAAUGUCAGUAUGAUUGUACCACCGCCCAGUCCUUGGCUUUCGGGCGGAACAAUAUCGGCUAGUUCGGUACUGUUGCCACAUCAACUUUUACAAACGGCCAAACACGAUAUGGCUGGUGCGAGCAGCAAUCAAACCAUCGAUUCCUCAAAAUCGGCGGCGGCAGCACAUGCAUCUACGUCUUCGGCUGGCGAUCGACAAAGUCCACUAACGUUAAUCACCGAAACAAGCCGUCCCUCUUCAUACAUUGAUGCUGAGGGCAAUCGUGUAUGGAUAUGUCCGGCAUGUGGAAAAGUUGACGAUGGUUCGCCCAUGAUUGGCUGCGAUGGCUGUGAUGCCUGGUAUCAUUGGGUAUGUGUGGGUAUAAUUGUGGCGCCCAAAGACAACGAAGACUGGUUCUGUCGCGUAUGUAUUACUCGCAAAAAAGGCCUGCAUGGCUCGGACAAAAAACGUAAACGCAAUAAAAAGAAAUAGAUUUUAACAUAAAAUUAAAGAUGACAAAAUUAUACAUAGUUUUUAGUCAACAAAAGAAAAGUUUGUAGAAAUUACAUGAAAAAAAGGAAGAAAUAUCGUUAUUAUUAUACAUAAGUAUAUAUUAUAAAAAAAUCAUUAAAUUUAUAUUGUAUAGCAACGAAAAAAAAUCAAAACAAAAAAGCCUGUUAUAAAAAAUAAAGAUAACCCACAUAAAAAUUAA
Musca domestica (house fly) is the source of this 6079-nucleotide messenger RNA. RefSeq names its product mucin-2 (gene Taf3). The coding region runs from base 196 to 5859 and encodes 1887 amino acids. The record is from RefSeq and is a predicted model, not a curated record. NCBI's taxonomy places the organism in Eukaryota, Metazoa, Arthropoda, Insecta, Diptera, Muscidae. The transcript is spliced from 7 exons. Gene Ontology annotation, cellular component: transcription factor TFIID complex. Gene Ontology annotation, molecular function: protein heterodimerization activity.